AUGGGUACGUACCGUUUUGAAUUGCGACUUUUCUAUUUACCAAUCCCCCUUCCUUUACUACUUAUAUAUCGUGAACUCGUUGCUUCCCCCAUCCGGUACGGCUUUUGGUUUAUUGUUAGACGUGCCUUAUCUAUUAAUACAAGUGAUUCAUACCAUUUCUUAACCCAUUUUCAUCUUUGUUCGAUAUUCAGACUGGUACACCACUACAUCAACACAUCUUCAACGCCCACCAUGUCAUCACAACGCUUCUACCUUCUGGGUGAAGAUCCCUCUACCACAACAGAGAUCGAGAUCCCUGCCUCAACAGACGAGGAGGGUCUUCAGCAUCUUGCCGCCUCUCACUUUGCUGUCGUCGACCACAAGGGUGUCGGCUUCACCUUUGGAGAUGAGGCUCUGACAACAGUCGCCGACGUCCUCGCUGUUGAGGGCCCCGUUGCUAUCACCAUCGAUGGCCAUGCCGUCCGCGAUGUCCCUGGCCCGACCGGCCUGCCUUUCAUCGGCAACUACUUCGAGGUUUACCCCGACCAUCUUGGCAACCACCAGCGCCUAUUCGAGAAGUACGGCCCCCUCUUCAAGACCAACAACAUGGGCUCUGUCAUCUACCACACAAACGACCCCGCUCUUGCCAACAUCGUAUUCUCCGAGAGCGAUUUCUUCACCAAGAACAUCAUCCCCGGACACCCCCUGUACCCCAUCAAGAACAAGGAGUCCGGUGUCUUUCUGGGCGACACCGACACCCCCGAAUGGAAGCUGGCCCACAAGUUCCUGCCCCCGGCUUUCGGCCCCAAGGCCGUUCGCCACUACGCGCCCACCAUGCAGGCCACCAUCGAGGACGCUUUCAAGGUCUUUGACGAACUCGACGAGCGCGAUGAGGCCUGGAACGUCUAUCCUUAUAUGCUGAAGCUCGGUUCCCAGGCCGUUGGUAAGCUCGUACUCGGCAUGGACUUCAAGCACUUCACCGCUGUCGAUGCCCCGCCCCAUGAGAUGGUUAUGCGUAUUGCUCAAUCCCUUGAGCUGAACAAGAAGGUUACCGCCAUGGGUAGCUGGUACGCCUCCCUGCCCUUCGGUGACCCCAAGCGCCUCCGCGAUGCCCGCUGGCGCAUCAUUGAGAUGAUGAACGAGUCCAUCAACGCCGCCUCCAAGGGUAUCGAAGAUCUCGAGCUGCAAGAAGCGGCCCUCAAGGCCGAGAACAUGGUCGACUACGUUCUGCGCGCCGCCGACCGUGAGGGCAACAAGCUGCCCAAGGACCGCAUCAUGGAGCCCCUCGUCGUCGCCACCGGUGCCGGCUUCACUACCACCUCUUCCCUUCUCUCCUGGCUGCUGUACGGCUUGGUCGCCUACCCCGGUAUGCAGGAGCGCCUGCUGCAGGAGCUCAUCGACAACGACUUCGACGAGAACACCCAGAUCACUGCCGAGCUCACUCAGAAGCUGUCUUUCCUCGACAAGUACAUCAAGGAGACCCAGCGCAAGCACAACCCCUCCUACCAGCCCGCGCGCACCUCAAAGGUCGACAUGAUUCUGCCCGGUGGCUACAGACUGCCCAAGGACUCCAUCGUCAUCCCUGCCAUCCACCACAUCCACAACAACACCCUUGUAUGGGACAACCCCGCUCGCUUCGACCCCGACCGCUGGGACACGGAGAAGGUCAAGAACCGCCCCAACGCCUCCUACAUCCCCUUCGCCACCGGCCCCCGCAUGUGCAUCGGCUUCAACUUUGCCCUGCAGGAGGUCAAGGUCUUCCUGCCCAAGCUCAUCUACCGCUACAAGUUCAGCCUGGCUCAGGACGGCCCCGUCGAGUACGACCCCAUGUUCCAGCUCAUCCGCCCCAACAACCUGUACGUGCGCGCUGAGCGGAGAGUCAAGUGGCCUCCCAGGAGCGACGCCUAA
Colletotrichum truncatum is the source of this 1887-nucleotide messenger RNA. Its product is annotated as cytochrome P450. The record is from RefSeq and is a predicted model, not a curated record. NCBI's taxonomy places the organism in Eukaryota, Fungi, Ascomycota, Sordariomycetes, Glomerellales, Glomerellaceae. Gene Ontology annotation, molecular function: iron ion binding; oxidoreductase activity, acting on paired donors, with incorporation or reduction of molecular oxygen; heme binding.